AUGGCUGCCAAGAUACACAUAAUAAUGAAAUCUUUUACGAGCCAAGCUAACAAAAUUGAAGGGGUUAUUCCAUAUGCACAGAAGAUUGGAUUGCCAGAAUCACGAUCCUUGUAUACCGUGCUACGAUCGCCUCAUAUUGACAAGAAGUCUAGGGAGCAAUUCUCGAUGCAUGUCAAGAAACAAUUGCUGGUACAGAAAUCGGAAACGCACGAGCUGCAGAAGAAGCUGUUCUGGCUGAAGCGCCUGCGCCUGCUUGGUGUUCAGUAUGAAAUCCAAGUCAGUUUCAAGACUCGUUUGGACAGGAAGAAGCUCCAAGCUGCUUUGUAA
Oryza brachyantha (malo sina) is the source of this 327-nucleotide messenger RNA. Its product is annotated as ribosomal protein S10, mitochondrial. Lineage: Eukaryota; Viridiplantae; Streptophyta; Magnoliopsida; Poales; Poaceae. Gene Ontology annotation, cellular component: ribosome; mitochondrion; small ribosomal subunit. The coding region runs from base 1 to 327 and encodes 108 amino acids. Gene Ontology annotation, biological process: translation. The transcript has a single exon. The record is from RefSeq and is a predicted model, not a curated record. Gene Ontology annotation, molecular function: structural constituent of ribosome.